UGGAAGAAACCGAAACCAAAGUUUAUCUCUCUCUCUCUCUCUCUCUCUCUCUCUCUCUCUCUCAGUCGCUCGCAUAACCUUUUCGCCGAAACUCAUAUUCUCAGCCGAGAACAAAAAAUUCAGCCAUCACCGAUCAAAAUGGGUUGUACUGUGAGGGAGAAGCAUGUGAAACCGAGCCGUAGGAUCCGACCCGUUGCCUUAAGAUCCGACCCGCCUCUAUGUUUGAUCGAGAGGAUUGCUCUGUCGAAAUCAAUCGUGGAGUCAAGUCUCAAAAACCUUGUUUAUCAUCCAGGUCUUACUGAUUCUGGCUCUGUUGUUGUUAAUUCGUCGUCGAGCCCUAGCGAGGAGGAGGAGGAGAACAUGUGGGGUUAUUGUACUGAGGAGCAUUUGGAAGAGAUAUUGCUUAAACAUUUGGAGUUUUUCUAUAACCAAGCUGUUUCCAAGCUUCUUGACUUGGGUUACGAGGAAGGUGUCGCGGUUAAAGCGGUUUUGAGUAAUGGUCACUGCUAUGGUGAGUUGGAUGUUUUGACCAACAUUGUGAAUAAUUCAUUGUCUUAUCUGAAUAGCAGCACUAGUUGUGAUGGUCAAGUUGAGGAUCGAUCAGAGACUGAUUUUACUGAUUUGAGAGAUUUGGAGGAGUAUUCGCUUGCUGGUAUGAUUUACUUGCUGCAACAAGUUAAGCCUAAUUUGAGUAAAGGUGAUGCAAUGUGGUGUUUGUUAAUGAGUGAGCUCCAUGUUGGUAGGGCGACUACUAUGGAUAUCCCUACUCCAGGGAAUAGAGCUCGUUGUUGUUGUACUAGUAGUACUAAGGAUGAUGAUAGCAAUAAAGAAGAUGUUGUUGGUAGUACUAGUUUAGAUAUCGCUGGUUUCAUGGCGCCAGCAUUGUGUCGUUUCCAUGGAGGUUGGGAUUUUGGGAACGGGGGAGGGCCUGAGUUUUCUGGUAACGGGUUUUCUACAAGCGGUGCUGCUGCUGAGUUAAAACUGCAGAGAGAGAUUGAUUGUCCCAAAAGGUUUAAUCUUUCCCCUUCCAUGAAGUCCUUGUUGAAGCGGAAUGUUGCAGCUUUUGCUGCUGGGUUUCGUGCUAGUAUGAAGCAGAAGCAGAUUCAGUCUGGAACUAGUGGCGAUCCUGCACGUGUGGAAACUUGUGAGCAGCCACGCAAGUCAGGGAGUGAAGAAAGUGUUAGUUCGGUGUUGGAGAAAUUUCGUGAUCUGAACCUUGAUGAUGAUAAUCUUGAAUCGGUGGGUGAGGAUGGUAAGGAUUGUGUGAUAGUCAAUCUGCUUCAUCAAGUCAAGGAUCUCGAGAAGAAGUUAAAGGAGAGGAAGGAAUGGGCUCACCAGAAGGCAAUGCAAGCUGCCCAAAAGGUUAGCGAAGAAUUGGCCGACCUUAAGUCACUGAAUAGUGAAAGAGAAGCAAUCCAACUGCUGCUGAAAAAGGGGAAAAAAGCUGUUGAAGAAUCAACCCUUAAAAGAUUAGACGACAAGGAAAGUGAAGUUAAAAAAGCUACUACUCAAAUGGACAGCGCAAAUAAGAUAGUAAGAAAGCUUGAGAAUCAAAAUGCAGAAAUCCGAGCAGAGAGGGAGGGUUCCAAAUUAAGUGCUUCCGAAUCGCUUAAAGCGUGCAUGGAAGAAACAAAGAAGGAGAAAAAAUGCUUGAAGAAGCUUGUGGCAUGGGAGAAGCAGAAACUCAAGUUGCAGGAUGAGAUUACCGCUGAGAAAGACAAAAUCAAUGCUCUUUAUAGGACUUUAGCUCAGACUACACAGGAUGAAAAGGACAUCGAGGCGAGAUGGAGACAAGAGCAGAAAGCAAAGGAGGAAGCUCUGGCUCAAAUGGAGGAAGAACAACGCUCGAAAGAAGCAGCUGAGGGUCACAACAAGAGAAAGCUCGAGACUCUACGGUUAAAAAUCGAACUAGACUUCCAAAGACACAAAGAUGAUCACCAAAGACUAGAGCAAGAACUCUCUAGACUCAGAGCCUCUUCAGAUACCGACUCAAGCCACUUAUCCAACAACGUUUGGAAAGCCGAAAAAUCCCAAGGAGAAAACAUUGCUAAGCUGCUUGAAGAACUCGAUAAACUUGAAGGGACUAAUGAGAAUGAAGCAAACUAUGAUCGAGAAUGCAUCAUCUGUAUGAAAGAUGAAGUCUCUGUGGUGUUCCUUCCUUGUGCGCAUCAAGUUGUGUGUGGUAGUUGCAGUGAUAGCUUCUUUGCGAGCAACAACAAUGGCGGAAGGAAAGUCACUUGUCCUUGUUGUCGAAGUUUGAUUCAACAGCGAAUCCGUAUCUUUGGAGCUACCUCAUAAAAGCUGAAAUUAGCUUCUGGUUCCAAAGAGUUCAUCACAACUUCAGUUUUUUACUUUUGUAAGUAAAAAAAAUAAAAGCUUAGCUUCUUCUUUGAGAGAUAUUUAUACUCACCAAAUUUGUUUUUUUUUUUCCGACAAAAGAUCCUGCACGAUGUAAAAUAUAACCUUACAAUCGUGAUCAGAACUUUUAGAGCCAAUCUUAUUAAGGAUGAUCUUCAAUUCGAUUUUGGAGAAAAACAAGUAUCUACGGUUCGGUUUCUAAA
This is a messenger RNA of Camelina sativa (false flax), 2561 nucleotides long. The record is from RefSeq and is a predicted model, not a curated record. Lineage: Eukaryota; Viridiplantae; Streptophyta; Magnoliopsida; Brassicales; Brassicaceae.